AUGACGUCCCCGAUCACGACCGGCACCCCCGCCGGCGGCGCCUCCUCCGCCUCAAAAUCCACUCCGGCCAACACCGCUGUCUCAUCCAUCGACAACACAAGCUUGGACGCAGUCGUUGACGAUCUUCUCGACAGCCUCAGCAGCAAGUUUGCGAGCGUCAGCUCGGAGAUCUACGAGAAAAUCGAGGCGAUGUCGAAGAGGUUGGAUGCUAUGGAAAAUAGCUUGCAGCAACAGGCUGGAGGUAAAUAA
Molecule: messenger RNA, 249 nt
Organism: Tricharina praecox
Lineage: Eukaryota; Fungi; Ascomycota; Pezizomycetes; Pezizales; Pyronemataceae
Product: heat shock factor binding protein 1
Exons: 2
Coding region: 1-249 (82 amino acids)
Molecular function (GO): transcription corepressor activity
Source: RefSeq, a predicted model, not a curated record